Symbiodinium sp. CCMP2592 is the source of this 957-nucleotide messenger RNA. The record is from the annotation of a GenBank genome assembly. NCBI's taxonomy places the organism in Eukaryota, Dinophyceae, Suessiales, Symbiodiniaceae.
AUGUCCGUGUGUGUUGUGGGCCAGAACAAGUCCGCCUUCAUGGAGGCGUGCGCUAACGCCGGCGGUGUUGGAACGAAGCUCACGGACUCGCUCGAUGGAGCUGAUGGCGUCAUCAUGGUGUACGAUCUCAUAGAGGGCAUGACUAUCGAAGACGAGACGGUCCUGCGGAAGGCGCUCAUAGCCGGCCUCCGGGCCUCCAUCUUCGUGGACAAUUUGGACAAGGCUUUGGAGAAGCUUGAUCCCGAAGGUGUCUACCAGGCGUGUGUCCGGGGCCUCGAUAACGUGAACGUGGUCCUCUCCACCUACUCCGGUGCUGUAUUAGGAGAUCUUCAGGUCUAUCCUGACUUCAAGGGCGGAGUGGCGUUCGGCAGUGCUUCGCAGGGUUGGGGCUUCACGGUGCGCCACUUCGCCAAGAUGUACGCCAAGAAGAUGGGCAUCCCGGAGAGGAAGAUGUGCGACAGACUCUGGGGCGACAACUUCUUCUGGGCCAAGAAGAAGACGUGGGUCUACCACGCGGAACCAGAAGGUGUGACGUUGCCAAGGGCAUUCGUCCAGUUCAUAUUGGCGCCCAUAGUCCAGCUCUCGCAGGCCAUCCUGACCAAUAACUCCAGGUAUGAGCAGAUGCUGACGGCCUUGAACAUCUCCUUGAGCGCGAGUGAUAAAGGGCUCACUGGUCAGGCUCUCUUGACUCGAGUCAUGCAGUCUUGGAUGGCCAGCGAUCAUCUCAGCCUGCUUCUCGUGCCUAUCAAGGACCGCGUCAUGACCACAUUCAGCAAGUUCGACAAGAAUGGCGACGGCCGCAUCUCGUGCUCCGAGCUCUCGGCUCUCAUGCAGCAGUUGGACCCCAGCUGGUCCGGCGGCGACCUCACGAAGCUCAUGGCCCAGUCAGACGACAACGGGGACGGCACCUUGGACCCCGAGGAGUUCGUGCAAUUCGUCUUUUCUCCCACUCGCUGA